GGCCGCCGCAGCCGCCCCGCGCGACGCUCUCGCGAGGUUAGCGCCGCUCGCGUGACGCUGGGGAUGAUGCCAUCAGAGCGCGUCCUCCCCGGAAGAGACGUGGCAACAGGGCCAACUGGCGAAGGCAUCGUCGUCCCCCCUCCCUCCUCCUCCGCCUUCCUUUCCGUCAUGGCCACGCCUCUUCCCCGGAAUCUGUGAGGGGAAUCCGUGAGUAUCGGCGGACCGUCGCGCGGGGCCGGUAAAUAAGGGCUAGGGCGCCGAGGGAUCGCGUCACUCGGACGCCUGGGUUCCUUUCCUGGUGCAGGGCAGGACUCCUGGGUUCCUGGCAGGGCGGGGCUGCAGAGCAGGGCGCCCGGAUCCCCUUCUGAAAGAGGAGCGGCAGUGGGGCGAUCACUGCUCCUGGGUUCUUCGCGGGGCGUGAGCGUCGCUGGAUCCGGGCGGGGCGGCGGCUGGGAUGCUUGGUUGGAAGAGAUGACGAUUGGCAUGUGGGUGGGGGGAGAGAAAAGCUGCUGUGAUUUUUAAACAUCCCAAUCUUGAGGGUGCUUUCGUAGAGAUAUCUCCAGUGCGCCUGGGACUAACUUGGGUAGUACAGUACUGUAUUUGUGUGGGCAGAGUAUUGCUCUCUCCGUGGGCUGAUUCUGGUAUAGCUCCUCCAUAGAGCAGUAACAGUUGCCUGAAAGAUCAGGAAAAUCAACAGGUCUAGCUUUCUCUGCUUUUGCAGCGCCAUGCUCCUCAGUGUUACCUGCUGUGUUUUGGGGUGGGAGAUGGAGGGGAGAGUGCAAAUGUUGUGGGAGCAUUCAGAUGAGGGCAGUGUAGAUUCUGGACUCUGCUAUUGAGGAACGUGCAGGAAUUGGAGCUAAUGAUGAAGACUUGGGUGGAGAUUGUGUUUUGCUAAUCUGGUAUCUAGGUUGGGUUGGAAAGCCUUCAUCCAGGCAAGGCAGUAAUCCCUCUUUCUUUCUUUCCUUGCCUAGCUUUCUUUGGUCCUGAGUUGGCACUGUAUUUGCCAUCAUGGGGCUUUGUAAAUGCCCCAAGAGGAAAGUCACCAAUCUGUUCUGUUUUGAGCACCGGGUGAACGUCUGUGAGAACUGCAUUGUUGCUAAUCAUGCUAAGGUAAAUGGGGCCACUGGAUUAAGGGUGCAGGGUUGAGACUGGGCUAGAGAGUUACCUUUUGCCAGGAGGCAAUGUAACCUUGGAAAAGGGGGAAAUGGGGAUUUUAGGUUCUCAUCUUUCUCCCUUUUCCUGCUCUUGUUAGAAACACGAAAGCAGAAUGUUGAAAAGUAUUUGCCUUUGUGAUGGGGUGUGAGAGGAACCUGCAUCAUUCAAGAUUUUGGGCUAUAACUCCCACCAGGGCAUAGCUGUCAAUUGUCCCUUAUUUGGCGGGAAACUCCCUUAUCCCAGCGCCGUGUCCAGCUGCUGUCCCUUACUGAUGAUGUCCCUUAAAUUUCCCAGGUUUCAAAGGACGCAGCUCCUCUCCCUCCCUCCCUCCCUCCCUCCCUGCCGGCCAGGGAGGAGGGAGGCUCCAACUGUGUUGCUUGGCUGCCUGGCCUGCCCCCCUCCGGCCUCCUCUCACCAGCCUCGGCCCCCGGGAGCCCCUCCGCGCCAGGACUGAGGAGCCUUGAGAGGAGAGCGAGGGCAAUCAUAGAGAAAGCGGUUCAGAGAGAGGAGGCGGAGGCGCGGGCAGGUGUUCCAAGGGCUAACCAUAGAGGAGGAAAGCGGAGGAAGGACCGCAAGCGCUUCUCCCAUAGAUUUGUAGUGGUAGAUUAGCAUAGAUACUCUGAUCUGGGUUUACUUUGGGCACUAUUCCCCCCCAAUCCUCCCGCCCCGCCUGAUGGAACUGAGAACUACAGAUGGAGCAUGAGAGAAAAGAUACAGAACUGCAGCACCAUCUUUGUAGCUUGGACUUCGUUUUGCGCGAAAAGUGGUUGCUGCUUGUAGUUAUUUAAUUGCAGUGUUUCAUCAGCUGGUGUCUUGAGCAGCAACCUCUGGAAACGAAGGGCUAAAAACCGGUGCUGCUCUCCAAAAUUAUCAGGUCCCUUUUAACUUUGUAUUUCAGCUGGUUGACUAAAAUCUCUUAUUUUGGCUGCUGAUCCUUUAUUUUCAAGGCUGCUGGUCCCUUAUUUUCAAAUCUGUACGUUGACACCUAUGCACCAGGGGCACACGGGGAUGGUGGGAGUUGUAGCUCGAGGGCCACGGCACCAUCUCCCCUUCCCUCAAUUGUUGCUCUAUGCUACCUUUUCAGAAGUGUGAUGAAGUGCCUCCUGGGCAUUGAUUUCUAUGCUGUUCAAACAUUUGAUGCAGAAGGGUGACUUUUUGUUGCCCUUAUCAUCAGACUUCAUUGGCUUUUUUUACUGGAGCUUGGAAAGUUGGUAGAGGGAAGAACAUAGAACCACCUCUGUAUCAACAGCUACUAGGGCCAAAAGAGCCAGUCCAUAUGAUCUCAGUCAGUCGUUCCGAGGUUUUUCCCCAGCUCUCCUGCCCCCUUUUAUUUUUUUAACUUUUUGUCAAUCUGUGUAAAGCUGCAGUUGUACAAAUGAUAUCACCAUAUGUGAUUUACCUGUACAUAAUAAAGAAAUAGGGUUGGUUCUGAUUCAGUUAUGUGACUGUCUCCUUCCUUCAGUUCGACAAUUUCCUAAGCACCCUCUUAGUAACACCUACUCUGCACCAAGUUCAGACCUCUCAGACACACAAAAGUAGGCUGUGUUUUCCUUUGGGGAUCUUACUAGACCUGAGCAUCUUUAGAAAUCUUUGUUAUUGUUAUCGUUAUCAUUGUUACCAAUAUCCUAAAACUCUGGUGCAACCACACAUAUCCUGAGCCUAAUUCCCUCUUGCCAAGCAUUUGCCUCUCUUUUUCUUCUUCUAGUGCAUUGUCCAGUCAUACCUGCAGUGGCUUCAGGACAGUGAUUACAAUCCCAACUGUCGGCUGUGCAAUACACUUCUCUCCACUAAAGAGACAGUCCGGCUGGUCUGCUAUGGUCAGUAAAAGUUCUCUAUGCUCUCAGGUGUGACAUCCAUCCAUGAAGCUAGGUCUAGGCUCUGCAAGCAGUAACUCUGCUAAACCUAGCAAAUCGUCUUCCUGAGGCCAUCCAGAAAAUGCCCCCUUUCCCUGGACCUUGAAAUGCCACUGCAGCAACUUUAAAGUUGGCUUCAUGCAAAUAGAGAGGCAGGAAAAUGUUGAUUGUGGAAAGAGGGUGGGGUGUUUGUGGGAGAUGCAUCCUACUCCAAGUCUGCCAGAAACCUGUAGUUGGUUAAGGCUACUGGGAGGGGGAAACUACAGUUCUCAGUAUUCUUUGUGGGAAGUCACGUGCUUUGGAUAUGCUUUUGCUGUAUGGUGUGGUUCUGCCCUAUCUGUCCCCAUGUGAAGGUUUGCCCUAACAGAUCCCCCAUCCCCAUUCCUGUAGAUCUCUUUCACUGGUCUUGCCUCAACGAGAUGGCCAACCAGCUGCCGAAGAAUACUGCCCCAGCCGGCUACCAGUGUCCCAACUGUCAGGGCCCCGUCUUUCCACCAGCCAACCUUGUCAGUCCAGUAGCAUCAGUACUGCGAGAGAAGCUGUCGAUGGUGAAUUGGGCUCGGGCUGGCCUUGGGCUCCCGCUGGUAAGAGGCAAUUCCAGCAUUUUUGGUUUUUGCUUUAUUCUAAGGAGGGCUAAUUGGAAGCAUAAGAAAAGCUGGGUUGGAUCAGGACAGUGGCCCAUCUGGUCCAGUAUCUGUCACCGAGGCCAAUAGAGCAUAGCUAUGAUUUGCCUAGAGCCUGCUGCCAGGUAGAGAAGUUCUUGCUGUUUUUAGCUUCUGGGUUUGUCUUGUGAGGAGGAAAGAAAGUGAUGCACUAGUCAGCAAAACACCCUUGAUGGGGAGGGGGAAUCUGCAGUGGGCUCCUCAUCAAGCAGAUUCCCAGAUGGCAGUUCCCUUUUUCCUUUCCCCUCUCGGGGACUGGACUAGGGAUCCAGUUCUGUGUUUCAGCAUGUGCAAACGGUUCCCACUUGGGUAAAUCCAGGGUGUUUGUAUCCUUGGACAGACAGACGUAUCCAUGGAAGUGAAGGGUCAGCUUCAGGGCAUCUCUGCAAGCUGGAAGAUGAACCUUAGCCAGGCCUGCUGCACUGAAGGCACAGAUUCCAGGGCCAGAGGACUUUCUGCACCCACCUGCGUGUUUCUUCUGCCUGCUGUGGAUUUUCCUAAUUAGCCUUACAUCUGACUUUUGCUUUCAUUCUGCUCAGAUUGAUGAAAUGGAGACAGUCCAGGAAGCGGAGCCUCACGACACCGCAGACUACACAGAUUGGUCCAGCUUCACCGGUGAGUAUUGCCAGAGUAGGAGGAGCCAGGCACCAUGACAGCUGUUCUGUCUCUUGGCUGCUGGUCCCACCCCUCUCACCCCCUCUGGCAGGGUCUCCUGGCAUGAUAACACAACUCCUUUUCUCUGGAGGCUUUGUGAGCGCAGAGCAUUCAAGGUGCCCCACUCAGGGAGACAACUGUGUUUAGGAACUAACUGGGGAGGGGGCUGCAUUUCGCAAUUCCAUUCCCAUUGGGAGAUUUCCUACCCCUCUCUCCCAUGAGCACUGCAAACAGGAAAGUUGGGGAGGGGGGUUACCCUCAUAGCAGCCAGAAUCUCUGUAUUUGGUGGAAAGGAAUUGCCAUGGCCUCACACUGAAGACCUUGCCCCUUGAGGGAAGGGGCGUGGCCCUGGUGACCCUGGGUCUCUGGCCUAAACUUGUGAAGAAGUGUCUCAAGCGCAUGAACCAAGCCUUGCCUCAGUGACCUCUCCUCUCUUUCUCGCCCCAUAUCCAGUCCUCAACUCAGAGGAGGCUGUGCAGCAGAGCCCCCAUUCGGCCUUCUCUUACAGUCCAAGCGCAAGCUUCCCCUCCUCCCAACAACAGCAAAGCAUGAACAACGGGGCAGUGCAGGAGCAUCAGCACACGGUCAUCAGCAUGAAUGCUUUGUCCAAUGACCCCGUCACCAUUAACGCAGGUAGGCACACAGGUGGGGGGCCUUUCAUCCAGGGAAGGGUGCCUGGGGGGGGGGGACAAUACUAUCUCCCCCAUGAUGGAACGUGGGCUGAGGAAGAGAAUGGGACCUCAUGCCUUUUUGCUUUCUGCCUUGCUGCUUGUGGCCCAUUCCUCUCAGAUGUGAAGCUGGCAAAUGAAAUGAAAUUGGCAAAUGGGGCAAAUUGGAUUGUGGGAAGCAGGGAAAGGAGAGUUCUCCCAUCCUACUGAUGCUGCCAGUUGGUGGGCAGAUAUUUAAGAUGGACAAAAGGAAGAACUUUGUACAGAACAGACCACACAUAGUUGGAUACACACCCGCCUUCUUCAGGGGUCUCCCUGCUGCUGCUCUUUUGUUGAGCUUCUCCUUGUCUCCUUGGGAGUCAGGAGGGCAACCUCACCCCAGUAGCGCCCCUUGAUCAGUGGCAGGAGCCAGAGGGUGCUGCUCUUCAGUUCUGCAGUCCCCAGGCAAGUGGCAAGUUGGAGCCAAACUGUUUUCUGGCAUGGAGGGCAACACAAGCAACAAGGAGGAGAGCGAUGCCCAUGCCUGGCAUGCAGGAGGUCCAUGGCAUAUCAGGGUUUGUAAAGUGGGUUAGGCCUUUUUCGUGGGGGUGGGUGGCCUUUUCCAACCCAUUUUCUCUAUGCUGUUAUCCGCUCCUUUUCUGGCAGCCUCCUCGCCACGGAAAGUGUAUGACACCCGGGAAGGCGGGGGCAGCAGGGCUUCCGAGGCUCACGUGGACUUUGACGAAGACAAGUAUCGGCGGCGGCCAGCGCUUGGCUGGCUUGCCCAGCUGCUCAAGUAAGUUUGGAAGAAGCUGCAGCCAUUCAGAGUGGGGCUGGCCAGAGACACGGGGGCCUCCUGUUCCCAUGGGGCUGAUGUGGAAUGUGGAAGGCUUCUAUACAGGCUGGCAUGAGAAUGGUAGAGACCCCAGAUACAGGAAGAGUCUGGGCUUAUACUGAAGGAAGGCCGGGAAGCCUAAGUCCCAGUAGGGAGGGGCAGGAAGCUGGGCUGUGGUGUGUAUGCAAAUGUGGGCACAUACACACUCCUCUUUUUGUUUGUUUCUACCUUCAGAGAAGUACUGCCUUCACAUUUUCAAACACAUCAUUUGGGCUAUGAUGUUGUGCAGGAAGCCAAAUUGAGCCUCAUAGACUGAGCUCUGUUUAGCCUUGAUUCCAAAUAUUUCUCUCUGUCUCAUCAUCCCUGUUCUGAAUUGACUCCUCCUUGUAAAGUGGAGAGGGCUGAAAUCCACCUAGCAGGCUGGGAGGCACAAGGUCUGUCUCUCGCCCCAAACUUUCCAAGCUUCCCUCCUUUACCUUUUUAUUUGAGCUUAUAAAAUGUUUAAAUCGAAAUAUGUUCAACCUUCCAAUUGCUUUCCCCCCACCUUGGAUUGUGCCACUGAAAGCAGGCACUUACUUCUUUAGCCUACUUAUUAAGGAACUCCUUUCAGAAAAUGCCUUGUUCCUUACUAUACUGUCCCUAAGGCUUUCUUCCUCAGCUGUGUCCUCACAGCAGCUCAGCUAAUGUCUAGAAGGAGCUCACAGUUCACCAGUUUGGAUUUCGCCUCUUCCCUGCUUGGAAGGAGCUCUUGCUAACACUUUCUCUCCUUCCUCUUGCUGUCAGGAACCGCUUCAGCUCUAGGAAGCAGCCCCGCUCCAUGAUGCAGAGGUUCGUCAUCCUCCUCCUAAUUGGUGGAAUUGGUUUCCUCACCCUUGUCAUCAUCAUGAUGAAGGUGGGACGGGCCUCUGCCGACCACGACCCCAACUUGGACCCCAAGUUCAACCCACACAUCCGGGUUGGGCAGGAGUGAGUGGGGGGGGCAGCCUCUUCCCUGCUGGGCUCCCUUCUCUGUUCUGGGCUCCCCUGCCCGCUGCUGGAGAAAGUUGGACUGAGGAGAGUCCUAGAAUAGCUCUUUGGUUGCGAUCUCAGCCCCUCCCAGGAAGAAGCAGGUGACCACGGCCACUCCUGACAGCUUGGACAAAGAGACUCUGGUGAUGGAGUCGCCCUCUUCCUUCUGUCUUCUGCAAACUCAAGCUGGAGCUGGGAACUCUUUUUGCAUUUUUGGGGGGCCCCAGAGAGCACCCCACCCCUUUCCUGCUGCAUCCAAAUGCCGGGAUGGUCACAGGCGGGAGAGGCUCGCUUUUCCUGGGCCUCUCCCCAUGACACUACAGAGAGGAAUAACAGUUCAGUGGUCUGCAUCUACUUUUUCUGACUACCACUCAAUGGAGUACCCCCAGUCUUCCUCCGUUCACUGAUGUGAAAUGACAGCUGCUGAGUCAGCAGAGGAGCUCUCUCGCUCCCCCCCCCGUCACACACACACACACACACCAACCCCCAAAGUUUCAUUGGCUUUCUUUUUACCGAAGUGAAAAGCCCAACCUCUUCGCUCAGCUUUUACUAGCAGCUGAGAUACUCUCUUUUGUUUUUCUCAGCUUUGAUGUUCAUAAAGGAACUAUGGAAACCAAGCACUCCCCACGCACCCCUGCUCCCUCCCAGUGCUCUGUAACAGUGUUGGUAAAAGAGUGGGACCAAGUGGGGGUGGGGAGGAGUUUCCUCCCUUUGCCCAAUUUGGGGUGGGAGGGGGUUUUAGUAAUAGGCUUCUGCUGCUUCAGACCCGCCUCGGUCCUUUGCUGUGGGCUACCUGAAUUCCAUGAACAUAGGGAAGCCCUACUUGGAUCUCCUUUUGGUCCUGGCAGGGCUGCUGCGUGGGGGCCCAAGCACUUUACCUAAGGCAGUUGUUUUUCCAGCACAAGGGUCUGCACCAUCCCCAAUAGCUUUCCUUAGCACAGCUGUAGCCCCAAGGAGCAGGUGCCUGCUUCUUGCACAGCCCAUCUUUGCCCUGCCAAGUGUGCACCUCUCAACAGGGCGUUUGCAGCUGGGGAGAACACUAGGGAGGAGGGAGCAGAAUCCCCCUUACCACAAUACUCUGGCAGUAAUGGAGACAUGGAUAAAUGGCUCAUUGUCAGCUCAGCAGAACGCUGAAAUAGCAGAAAUCUAACUGAAAGCUGGCAGCACAAGUGGGGUUUGUUUUUCCUGCUUUAACAGUGCAGUGGCUGGGAUCGUGGGUUCCAUGUUAAGUUUACUGUGGCAGAUGUGAUGCCUGUGUACCAUUAUAUAAAGGACUGAGUUGGCCUUGCAAUCCCAAGCACCAUCUCUCUCUGCUCAUCCACCCCCCAGAUCUCAUGCUGCAAGGCUGGUAGCAGCUGGGUGAUCCUCAGACCCUGCUCUUCAACUGAGAGGUGCUGGCCCCAUUCAUAGCAGUUUGGAAAGGGAGUGGGGCACACAAGCCUUCCCAUGAUCCCUUGCAGCAAGGAAAGGUUAUUUGGAGGUGUCUGACUGGCAUUGCCCCAGCAACGUGACUGUGUGGCUCACUGACCACCUCAAUUCUCUCUUGGUGAAAAUACAAGACUUUAUUACACCUGAAGCAAUAGACCUGUUUGUUUGUUGGUGUUCCAUUAAACUCUCUUGGUUAACCCGAAA
Messenger RNA from Podarcis lilfordi (Lilford's wall lizard), 8446 nucleotides. The record is from the annotation of a GenBank genome assembly. NCBI's taxonomy places the organism in Eukaryota, Metazoa, Chordata, Lepidosauria, Squamata, Lacertidae.